GACAACACAGCUAUAAUGUGGGAUGUCAAUAAAGGACAGAAGGUUUCCAUAUUUAAUGAGCACAAGAGUUAUGUCCAAGGGGUAACCUGGGAUCCUCUAGGCCAGUACAUUGCAACCCUGAGUUGUGACAGGGUCCUGCGGGUGUACAGCACACAGACCAAGAGGGUGGCCUUCAACGUCACCAAGAUGCCAUCUGGAUCGGGAGCCGAAGGAGAGGCCCGGAGCUACCGGAUGUUCCACGACGACAGCAUGAAGUCCUUCUUCCGCCGGCUCAGCUUCACCCCCGAUGGCUCCUACCUGCUCACUCCAG
This is a messenger RNA of Empidonax traillii (willow flycatcher), 310 nucleotides long. Its product is annotated as chromatin assembly factor 1 subunit B-like. The transcript has 4 exons. Lineage: Eukaryota; Metazoa; Chordata; Aves; Passeriformes; Tyrannidae. The record is from RefSeq and is a predicted model, not a curated record. Gene Ontology annotation, cellular component: nucleus; CAF-1 complex. Gene Ontology annotation, biological process: DNA replication-dependent chromatin assembly; nucleosome assembly. The annotation marks the transcript as partial. Gene Ontology annotation, molecular function: protein binding.